AUGAAAGAUGAAGAGCGCGCUCAUCGUGACGCUUAUUUUCAAGAAGAGUUUGAGUCUCUGAAGAUAAGCGUGGCUCACCUCACUAGCGUACUCGAGCAAACACUGAGAAAUAACUAUGGUGAAGGUCCUUCUAACCGACCGGUCAACUUUAAUCAGACUUCAACAAUAGCUCAGCCCGAAGAAAGAAUGAGUGAACAUGGUCAAAGGCCUCAAUAUAAUCCAGCAUUUGUGCAGUUAACGACACCUGCAUCAGCCCCGGCAGUCAUAGAUGCAUUUGCCAAUGAAUCCCAUAAAGCCAAGUCAUCUUAUAGAAAUGACCAAGAUAAGAUGGAGGCGUUGGAAGCCAGAAUCAGAGUCAUUGAAGGGGUAGAUUUAUAUGAUCCAGUACGGGCAGCAAAGAUGUGUCUGGUCCCAAAUGUGGUUGUCCCGAAGAAGUUUCGUGUUCCUGAGUUCAUCAAAUAUAGUGGAACACAAUGCCCCAUAACUUAUCUCAAGUCCUACUGCAAUAAAGUGGCAGAAGUAUACAAGUAUAACAUGGACAUUGCUCCUGAUAGAACCAGUUUGUUCAAUCUAGAGCAAAAUGACAAAGAAAGCAUAAGGGAAUACGCUCAAAGAUGGCGGGAAUCAGCUGCUCAAGUACAUCCUCCACUUCUAGACAAAGAGAUGGUCACUUUAUUUGCCGUCACACUCAAGGCACCAUACUACGAGCAUAUGAUGGGAAGUUCGGUCCAGCAAUUCACUGACCCUGUAGUAGUGUGUGAGCAGAUAGAGCAAUGUGUCAAGAGUGGUAAAAUUUUGGUAGCCCCUGAGAAAAGAGGUUUCGAAAGGAAAGUGGUCAACCAUGUUGGAGAUGACUAUAAGGGUAGGAAAAACACAUUCCAAAACUAUCAUCCUCCAUCCCAAAUUACCAACAUCAACUCUUCAUCUCCCAUCAAAAGAUUUGAACCCCAAAACUUUCAAGCCAAAAGCCAAAUUAGAAAUUACCAAAAGGUCCAAGAACAACUACCUUCAUUACCGCUACCCCUGAAUGAGAUGUACCAGAAGUUAUUAAGCAUCGGACAGGUAACUCCCGAACCUCUCGCGCUUUUGCAGCUACCUUACCCUAGCUGGUACAAGCCAAAGCUCACUUGCGAAUACCAUGCUAAUGUUGUUGGGCAUAGCAUCCAUACUUACAACGCCUUCAAGAGAAAGCUUCUGCAAUUAAUCAAGGCAGGGUGGAUAAUAUUCGAAGACACUCCUAAUAUGAACACAAACCCUCUACCUAAUCAUGCUUGA
This is a messenger RNA of Populus trichocarpa (black cottonwood), 1275 nucleotides long. RefSeq lists its product as uncharacterized. The transcript is spliced from 2 exons. NCBI's taxonomy places the organism in Eukaryota, Viridiplantae, Streptophyta, Magnoliopsida, Malpighiales, Salicaceae. The record is from RefSeq and is a predicted model, not a curated record. The coding region runs from base 1 to 1275 and encodes 424 amino acids.